AUGCCGCCCAAAGCAAAGUUCGUCAACAAGCGCGAGGCCGAGCGCGACGACAGCGAGGAUGAGCUCGAGGAGCUCGACCUCAACGCCACCUAUCAAAAGGACAUGGUCCUCUUCUGCAUCGACGCCGGCCCCUCGAUGCACCAGAUCAACCCCAGCUCCGGCACCUCAAACCUCUACGUCGCACUCCGGGCCGCAGCGAGCCUCAUGGAAAAGAAGCUCAUCAGCUCCCCCCACGACCAUGUCGGCGUCAUGGUCUUCAACACCAGCGACACCGUCUUCAAGUCGGCCCAGCCCGGAGAAUACUACCGCGGCAGCCACGAGCUCCUCACUGUGCGCCAGGUCAACGUGCCGGACACGUUCAACAUCAAGAGCCUCCUCAAGCAGGCCGAGGCCGAUCCCGACCACCUGCGCAACGCCUUCCCGCCCGCAGAAAAGCAGAUGCGCAUCGACUGGGCCCUCGCCAACGCCGGCGUCGGCAUCGUCGCCGCCGCAAACGCCGGCAGCAAGCGCGUCUUCUACAUCACCGACAACGACGACCCGCACCCCUUCGCCACCGACCCCAAGUCGACCCGCGCCCGCAAGUCGUCACUCGAAAAGAUGGCCGAGUUCCGCAAGCUCGGCAUCCGGAUCGAGACCUUCUUCAUCGGCACCGAGGAAAGCCCCUUCCAGGUCAACAAGUUCUACGCCGACAUCUUCGAGCAGUACGACGACGACGACGACGACGACGCCGAGGGCGGCCUCCAGGCGCCUAAAGUGCCCAAGGGCUUCCACGCCUCGACCGAAGACCUCAAGGGCCAGGAGGUGCGACGCCACCUGUGGGACUCGGCCAUCCGCUUCAACGAGCUCGAGAGCGACGUCAGCACCCGCGAGACGCCCAAGCGCGUCGUCUUCAGCAUCCGCUUCGAGCUCGGCACCAUCGGCUCGGGUAUCACCACCGAAAACGGCAUCAUGCGCAGCAACGUCUGGCAGAUCGGAAUCAAGGGGUACUCGCUCAUCUCCAAGACGACCAAGGGCAAUCCGGUCAAGGUGCUGGUGGACGAGGAGUGCGGAGAGCUGAAGGAGGUGGUGACGCACCAGCACUACAUCGACCCGACGACGGAAAAGACGUUGACCAAGGAGCAGAUCGUGCCCGCCUUCCAGUUUGGCAAGACCGCGAGCCUGCGGGGCCAGGUGAGGUUCCAGGGAGACGAGCUAAAGAGGAUCAAGUCGCUAGGCAUGCUGCCAAGUCUCAAGCUGCUCGGCUUCAAGGAUCGCUCCGAGCUCAAGUUCCAGGACAAUGUCAAGCACGCCUACUUUAUCUACCCGUCCGACAUUGAGUAUCGCGGAAGCAAAAAGGUCUUUGCCGGUCUCCUCGACUCGAUGGUGCGCAAGGACAAGAUCGGUCUCGGCCUCUUCAUGCCCAGGCAGAAUGUCACGCCGGUCUUUGUCGCCAUCCUGCCCCAGGCCGAGGAGGUGGUCAAGGGGCAGCAGGUCGCCGCGCCCGGCAUGCACCUCAUCACGCUGCCGUUCGCCGACGACGUGCGCGAGGUGCCCGACGCCGUCUUCAACAAUCCGCCGGCAGAGGCAGAGCUCCACCAGGUUGAUGCGGCCAAGGCGGUGAUUGAGCGCUUCCACAAGAGCAAGCCGUUCAACCCAGACCACUAUCCCAACCCCGCGCUUAACCACCACUACGCCGUGCUCAAGGCGACGGCGUUCCAGGAGCCGCUGCCGGAGACCAUGGACGAUCACACGCUGCCCCAGUACGACAUGAUCAGAAAGCGGACGGCGCACCUGAUCAGCGCGUUCCACGACGAGAUCGACAAGGAUGACCGCGUUCGUCAUGCGUCGGACACGGCCACGGCGACUAGCUCCGGCACUCGCGAAAGGACGUUCGAGAACGACAAGGAGAUCCUCAAGAUGUACAAGGCCGGCAAGCUGAGCUCGUACACCGUGGUGGACCUCAAGGGCGUCUGCGACUUCUACCGCCUCGACAAGAAGGGCAAGAAGGCCGACCUGGUCGACAGGAUCUCUGCACACAUCGAAAAGAUGCGCAAGUAG
Molecule: messenger RNA, 2037 nt
Organism: Pseudozyma flocculosa PF-1
Lineage: Eukaryota; Fungi; Basidiomycota; Ustilaginomycetes; Ustilaginales; Ustilaginaceae
Exons: 7
Coding region: 1-2037 (678 amino acids)
Biological process (GO): double-strand break repair via nonhomologous end joining; telomere maintenance; cellular response to gamma radiation
Cellular component (GO): Ku70:Ku80 complex; nucleus
Molecular function (GO): damaged DNA binding; DNA helicase activity; telomeric repeat DNA binding
Source: RefSeq, a predicted model, not a curated record